Macroventuria anomochaeta is the source of this 897-nucleotide messenger RNA. RefSeq lists its product as uncharacterized. The record is from RefSeq and is a predicted model, not a curated record. The transcript has 3 exons. Bases 1 to 786 code for a protein of 261 amino acids. Gene Ontology annotation, cellular component: RNA polymerase III complex. Gene Ontology annotation, biological process: transcription by RNA polymerase III. NCBI's taxonomy places the organism in Eukaryota, Fungi, Ascomycota, Dothideomycetes, Pleosporales, Didymellaceae.
AUGCCGCCAGCCGGUAGAGGAGGGCGCGGCGGUGCGCGUGGAGCCUUCAACCCGCGGUUAGGCACAGUAACAAUUGGCGGAACUGAGCUGAAUUGGGAUCUCUCAGGCCUUGAGAUUCAGAAGGGCCCUGCUGAGCGCUUUCCAGAAGCUCCUCCUCCACAAGCGCCCCCACCGACCGCCGACGAAGCCAGAAUAGUACAACACUUCUUGCAAGUACGCGACCGUAUACACGAAGGGCCGUUUUACACUAUCCUGAAUGAUGGCAUGAAGAACGGCCUCAAGAGGAAGGCCAGCGAGCCUGCGCCCACCGAAGCUUCGCUUUUCAACCCAUUCACCGACAAUCAGACAUAUUCAGCAAAGUACCUGAAGGUUCGGAGAAGACUGCCGAAGCUAGACGAGCGACCAUACGUCACAGAAUUAUUUCCUGCAGAACUACGACCCACACUUGAUGGUACAAGAGGAGACGGCAACCUGUCAAAAAAGCGCAGGACCCUUGGCGUUACCAAAGUCAACGCUGUUUCCCAGAUCGAGCGCAUGAUCAAGUUUGAGGAAGGUCGAACCAACGAAGCAGAGGCGCGCGCUGAGGACGAGGAGGACGAAGACGAAGACGAGGAAGCAGAGCAAGACGACGACAAGCCAGAAGCCAUCGAUGAGGAUGAUAACUAUUCUGCUGCAUCGAGUGACUCGGAAGAGUCGGACGACGACUACAACGCCGAGCAAUAUUUCGACAACGGAGAGGAUGAUGACAUUGACGACGCUGAUCCGUAUGAGAACACAUACGAAUGAGCGUUGGGCUUAGCAAUUAUCGAGCAUUUGGUUUGGGCGUUCUGUGAGUGGCAUUGCUGGCGUUGGUUGAGUGGAUACCCUUUCUCAUAUCUUGUUUGGUUCAACUCAGGG